UUGUUGUCUCCCGUCGUUCUGAAUUCUCUGCCGCUGAUCUAGCCAAGAUUGGUGGCGCAAAUGUAUCCAGCGCUCAGUGUGAUGUCACCAAGGAAGACGACAUCAAGGCUCUGGUUUCAAAGGUAGAGAAGGAGCAGGGUCCUAUCCAUACUGUCAUCUACAACGCUGGAACUGGAACUUGGAAAACUUGGGAUAAUGUCACCAUGGAGGAGUUCGAUAGAAGCUUCAAUACUAACACUAGGGGUCUGCUAAUGUUGGCUAAGGCGGUGUGCCCCGGAAUGGUGGAGAGGGGUGAGGGUGUUCUAGGGAUAACAGGAGCUACAGCUAGCCUCAGGGGAAAACCAUUUACUUCGGCCUUCGCUGCUGCAAAGGGUUCUCAAAGGAUGUUAGCUCAGUCUCUAGCGCGUGAUCUAGGACCUAAAGGAAUUCAUGUCUUCCUGGCGAUCAUUGAUGGACAGAUAAAAGAAAACGAUGAAACCAACAAGUUCUUGAACCCGGACGAGAUUGCAGAGAGCUAUUACAACAUUGCCUCUCAGGGGAAGAGUGCCUGGACCUUCGAGGCCGACCUCCGGCCGUUCCAGGAACAGUGGUAGAGACCGACCUCCGACAGUUCUUUGAACAGUAGUAGAGACCGACCUCUCCGACAGUUCCAGGAACAGUGGUAGAAACCGACCUCUCCGACAGUUCCAGGAACAGUGGUAGAGACCGACCACCGACAGUUCUUGGAACAGUGGUAGAGACCGACCUCUCCGACAGUUCUUUGAACAGUGGUAAAGACCGACCUCUCCGACAGUUCUUGGAACAGUGGUAAAGACCGACCUGUCCGACAGUUCUUGGAACACCGACAGUUCUUGGAACACCGACAGUUCUUGGAACAGUGGUAGAGACCGACCUCCGACUGUUCCAGAGCCUCCAACCUCAUAAAAAUUAUUGUAGUACAGAAAUACUUUCACAUUUAUUGUUAAUUUUAGUUUUUAUUCUACUUGAGAUCGAAUUUAAUGAAUCAUAUGAAGUAGUUGAGUCUCUAAUGAACUCUGAGCAAAGCUAGAAAAAUAGUUCAACUAUCCCUACUGAGCUCAACUGCUUCUCAUUAUUGAUUAGAAAACAACUGUACAUUGUACAUUUUACAUUGUGCUUUGUACAUUGUACCUCUCAAUUAGGAAAAAACAAAACUUGCCCUUCUUGAUUUUACAGUAUUAAUUUCAGAUACAAAAUUAGUUUAAAUUUAAGUAGUUAUACUGUCCAGUAUUCAUGUGUUUUUACUUAAUAAAGUGGAUCUAUAUACAUUA
Messenger RNA from Eurytemora carolleeae, 1289 nucleotides. Its product is annotated as sulfoquinovose 1-dehydrogenase. The record is from RefSeq and is a predicted model, not a curated record. Lineage: Eukaryota; Metazoa; Arthropoda; Copepoda; Calanoida; Temoridae.